AUGAGUUCUCAGCAUAUGUGGCUACAGUUUGCUGAUCGCCUGGUGAAUAUGUUGUCCCCGGUUCUUCUUGCCCUAGCGCUCAGGAUGGUUGGCUUGAGUGGUGAGGGCACUUGGUUCAUGCUGCAAGGAAUUAGUAUUUCCUCUAUCACCAUCACCACAGUUGUAAUGCUAUGGGUGAUCGUCUGGAAAAUGGUCCCCCAAGCUAUCUUCUUUGUGGCCCUCGCAUCUAUUUUAAUCCGUAUCAUCAUGGAAUAUAAGAACUAUAUGAUCAUCGUGCUUCCGUUGCUGGAUUUUAUGAUGCACAUCUUGAGCCAACUAAAGAUGGACAAGGAGGAACGUAAUUUGCUGGAUUUUAUAAUGCACAUCUGGAGCCAACUAAAGAUGGACAGGGGGAAACGUACUGAAAAGUCACGAGUUGAUGGUGGGAGGCAGUUAAGUAUGAUGAGCCGGCAAACGAUGGACCAAGAAGAACAUAUUGAUAAGUCCCGAGUUGAUGAGCAGCAGUUAAUUACCAGCAUGACAAGCCGGCAAAUGAUGGACAAAAGGGAGCAGAUUGAAAGCUCGCGAGUACAUGAAACCAGCAUGACAACUCAGCAAACAAUGAACCAAGAGGACCAGGCUGAAAGCUCGCGACUUGAUGACCAAAAGAUAGACAAAGGGGAAAUCACUCGAGUUGAUGAGCAGCCAUUAACCAGCAAGACGAGCAACGAAAUCCAAAUUAUGGAACAAGAGGAACAGAUUGAAAUCACACGAGUUGGCGAACAGCAGUGCGUGUUAACAAGACAGCAAACAACGGACCAACAAGAACAGAUUGAAAGCUCGCGAAUUGAUGAGCAGCAUUUAACCAGCACGAAGAGCCAGGAAAGGAUGGACCAAGGGGUUAAAUUGUUUGGGGUUCAUAAGCUCGGGUUAGCGGCGAUCCUACUAUAUUUGCAGGUGGUUCCAGGAUUACCGAGGACUUCUCAUCAGCAUGGAGCCCUUGUUCGGGCGGGCAAGUUCGUCGUUAGCCUGCUAACACUGUGCUCUCAAAUGCAGAGUUCAGUGUGGAGCCACAGCCGAUUUGCUGGAACCGAGAACUAUAUCAUCAGUGCUUCUGUGGUGAUCACAGCUUAUGGAAUGUUGCUUCUGAUUAACAUGAGUUAUAUUAAAAUUAUUAUCGUACCCAUUGCCAUCCUUAUUUUCAUCGCGGCAUUGUGGAAUAAGUUGAGGUUGAAAAGUGGACUGAAAAUGGACACUGGUUACUAUGUCAAAGAUGAUGUUAGUAAGAGAGUUGAAGAGCUGCUAGUUCUUACUGCACUACCAUACUGUGCCCUGUACUUCGAGGCGAUUUUUCCCACCAACACUUUGGCUCUAUCCCAGUUCCUGUGGUUCUUGAGUUCGUCUCUCGGUGCAGUGGCAAUCAUGAUAGCGUUGUUGCCUGUGGCAACGAGUCCUGGUGGAGCUCAAGUUCUGCAUAUUUUUUACAGGACCUGCAUUACUGUGCUGACGAUAACUGUGCAUACCGAAGCUGCUGAAUGGGCGAGGGAAGAUACGGCGUUGGUUUUUACGCCACAGCUUGUUACAGUGCUCGUAUGGUUCACGAUUCCCUUCCGGCUCGGUGUGGCUGACUCUGAUUUGAGCAUUCACUCAGGGAUAUUACGUAAGAGCAUCGUGGCUGUAAUUUUUGUGGUGUUGGGAUACACAACCUCUCCCGCUUAUCAAUACAAAGGGAGAACCAGAGCCUUACGCGCAUGCAGCAUUUCAGGAUGUCUGACCUACUUCAGCAUGUGCAUGCUACGACAGUGGCCAGGGAGCAAGCCAGUUUCUCAAGUGCCUGUCAAGCUGCUCGAGUUUUUUGCGAAAAAUUGCUUGAUCGCGGCGGCUGUACUGGCUGUGAUGUCGGCUACGCAUGGUGAUUUCAUAAAUUACAUACUUGUUGAUACUGGCCGUGCUAUUUUGUUAAGCGUAUACCUAUUUCUGUUCUUACUGCUCGGCCCCGCGGAGAAUAAGAGACGGUUUCUGAGGUAUCUUGACCCCAUUGUUGCUGCUGGCAGACGCUUUAUCCAUCUCAGUCAGAGACUGCACUCAACCUUAAUUUAUUUAAACCGGAGGCUAAAACAGUGUGCGCAAUGGUUGGGAGAGACACUGCCUGAUCCAAGCAGUGGGAAAUUUAAAACACAAUGA
Molecule: messenger RNA, 2163 nt
Organism: Miscanthus lutarioriparius
Lineage: Eukaryota; Viridiplantae; Streptophyta; Magnoliopsida; Poales; Poaceae
Source: the annotation of a GenBank genome assembly